Trichomonas vaginalis G3 is the source of this 774-nucleotide messenger RNA. RefSeq names its product ankyrin repeat protein family. The record is from RefSeq and is a predicted model, not a curated record. Gene Ontology annotation, molecular function: protein binding. The coding region runs from base 1 to 774 and encodes 257 amino acids. The transcript has a single exon. Lineage: Eukaryota; Parabasalia; Trichomonadida; Trichomonadidae.
AUGCUUUCAAAAGUUCUUAAAGAUCCCCUUAUUAAAGCAUGCGAAGAAGGAAAUCUCGGACUUAUUAAAUCUCUUAUAGAAGGUGGUAACUAUAAAGUAGAAUCUUUAGAUUCACCACUCAUUUGUGCAUCAAGAGAAGGUCAUCUUGAAGUUGUUAAAUAUCUUAUCUCUGUUGGAGCUGAUAAAGAUGCAAAGGAUAAUAUUUUUGGAUAUACUCCACUCAUUUUUGCAUCACAAAAUGGUCAUCUUGAAGUUGUUGAAUAUCUUAUCUCUGUUGGAGCUGAUAAAGAAGCAAAGAAUAAUAUUUUUGGAUAUACUCCACUCAUUUUUGCAUCACAUUAUGGUCAUCUUGAAAUUGUUGAAUAUCUUAUCUCUGUUGGAGCUGAUAAAGAAGCAAAGGAUAAUACUGGAUCUACUCCACUCAUUUAUGCAUCAAAACAUGAUCAUCUUGAAGUUGUUAAAUAUUUUAUCUCUGUUGGAGCUGAUAAAGAAGCAAAGAAUAAAAAUGGAUCUACUCCACUCAUUUUUGCAUCAGAAAAUGAUCAUCUUGAAAUUGUUGAAUAUCUUAUCUCUGUUGGAGCUGAUAAAGAAGCAAAGGGUGGAGUUGGAUCUACUCCACUCAUUUUUGCAUCAUCUAAUGGUUAUCUUGAAGUUGUUAAAUAUCUUAUCUCUGUUGGAGCUGAUAAAGAAGCAAAGGAUAAUAAUGGAAAGACUGCUCUUGAUGUUGCAAGAGGUUCUGUGAAAGAAUACUUUUUGGAAGACAAAACAGAAUAG